Messenger RNA from Laccaria bicolor S238N-H82, 240 nucleotides. RefSeq lists its product as uncharacterized. The transcript has a single exon. Lineage: Eukaryota; Fungi; Basidiomycota; Agaricomycetes; Agaricales; Hydnangiaceae. Bases 1 to 240 code for a protein of 79 amino acids. The record is from RefSeq and is a predicted model, not a curated record.
AUGUGGAUCAUUUCUGCAUCGCUAAUAGCGAGUUCUAUUCUUGUCUGCGCCUUGGCGUCACCUUCGGCCCAUUUCUUCGUUGCUGCUAAUUCUUCUGUUGUCGGGCUUCAGGGAUCGGCUGAUCCUGGAGGUUUUGCAUCCUUUGCAAUAUACUUCUCCAGUCCAAGGUCACAAAGCACGGCCAUCAUCCGUCGCUUCCAUGGCAUCCAAUUUGUGGCCUUCAGCAUUUCCAUCUGGUAA